AUUAAAGAUCUGAAAAGACAGUUGCAAUCAGAGAGGAAAAGAGCUGAAAAAUUACAAGAAAGAUUACAAGAAAUACUCACUGAUUCCAAAGAUAAACAAAAUAUGGAAGAAUUAUUCAGAUCUUCUGAUUCUAAUGAUAUUUGUAUUAUUUCAGGUAUGGAAGAGUUAUUUAGAUCUUCUGAUUCUAAUGAUAUUUGUAUUAUUUCAGAUAUGGAAGAAUUAUUCAGAUCUUCUGAUUCUAAUGAUAUUUGUAUUAUUUCAGGUAUGGAAGAGUUAUUCAGAUCUUCUGAUUCUAAUGAUAUUUUGCUAGUGGAGGUAAUAGAGAGUCUAAUAAUAGUUGCUCAUCUAGAAAUGAGUAAUGCUUGUAUGGCUGAAGAUUUGUUAAGAAAGACAGCUAUAAUAGAACAUUAUGUAAUGGAAAGUAGACCUGAUCACCGUAGCAAUAAUCAACAUGGCCACCACCAUGAUGAGAAAUUAUCACUGAAGAAAGUAUUAGAUCUUGUUAAUAAAGGAGAGGACAGUGAACUAAAAGAAAUGAAUAAAAAGUUGCAAAAUAUGGUGGAAGAAACAUUAACAAAAAACAUGCACUUACAAAAGGUGAGUUAA
This is a messenger RNA of Lottia gigantea (owl limpet), 606 nucleotides long. RefSeq lists its product as hypothetical. Gene Ontology annotation, cellular component: extrinsic component of postsynaptic early endosome membrane; glutamatergic synapse; postsynaptic recycling endosome. Gene Ontology annotation, biological process: regulation of modification of synaptic structure; neurotransmitter receptor transport, endosome to postsynaptic membrane; regulation of recycling endosome localization within postsynapse. The transcript is spliced from 5 exons. NCBI's taxonomy places the organism in Eukaryota, Metazoa, Mollusca, Gastropoda, Lottiidae. The record is from RefSeq and is a predicted model, not a curated record. The annotation marks the transcript as partial.